AUGCCCAAUGGGGCCGACCAGGACCCAGUGCCCCGGUCGCGGGUCCGUGAUCUGGCCCGAAGGUUCGAAGAAAUCAGCACGGCACCUUUUCCGACUCCGGCCAAGCCGGCGAAGCGCAUUGGGAAAUUCCGAAUACAGGCGCCAAGACUAGCACCACCAAUGUCGCCCCGCGGCGCGAAGCCCGAAAUUCCUGUCAAACCGCAACGCCUGAAGCUCGAGCAAAAGGUGGAGCCGACGAAUCCGGUGGCCUCCCGCACGGAUUCAUACCGAAUGGCCACCCAGCAACUGUCCGUUUCCGCUUCCACCUCGGCCGAGAAUCCCGACGAGGUCGUCGAGCUGUCAUUUGAAGAGAAGGCCUCGGUGUCGCUGACUGUCAAACUGCGCCGCGGCGAUUCUGUCUCCUCCGAUACCAUCUACCAAGUCAUCGACGACAACUACGAAGCCAUGCCCACGUUUUUAAGGGACAUCGAAUUUGUUCCCAGCGAUCUACGUCCAAAAAUUCGGCCCCCAUCGCCGCCGGUCGCCCAGAAAACGGAAACGCAAAACGAUUCUGAAGCGGAAGUGACCCAGAAGCUGGCAGAAACCUACCUGAACGACGACACCGACAUGUACGAGGAGAUUGGAAUGAAUUUGCCAAGCUCAUCAACCUCCGGAACGAGUAGCCAUUCGGAAUAUGUGACGUCGAUUUACUCUGCUGGAGAGACGGAGACGUGCACCAUCGAAUUCGACAAGCUGAUCAAGUUCAAGAGCGACUUCCAUUUGAACCUGUCGAAAAAGAUGGAGCGCCUCCGGAAGCGAGUAAUGGCCGAGAAGAGCCGUCGUUCCGUAUCGAAAUGUACGCUCAACGCACGGCAACUGGACACGGAUCACUAUGGGCAUAUUGAGGACGAUCGAUAUAUCUACGGUGAUGACUGGUCGACGGAUGGUGAGGUGGAGAUCCGAUCACCAGGUAGAGGCGACUUUAGGGAUGAGCCCGAAUCCAAGUCAUUCUCCUCCCGACUCCACAACACUCAACCUCUAUAUCAAUUGUACAUGCUCGCCGAGCAGGAGAAGAUCCUUGAGUCCCAAAUCAACGAGCCGGCGCAGAUGAUUAUUCAGAAAACAAUGAACUUACGAAGGGAGUCGUCCUCGUCGUCAUCGGAUUCUGGGCUUCGAGCUGAUUGUUCGCACUCCACGACGCAUAGCUCGUCAGCCUUGACGUCGAGUACAUCUUUGAGACGUGACCGACUCGAAAGCGUGCGCUACGGCAGCCAACGUAGUCUAUGGUGUGAACUCCCAGAAGUGAAAGAUGCUGGCCUACUCGACCAACUUGACGACGAGACCAAGCAGCUCCAGGAAGCGUAUUUUGAGGUCAUCACCAGCGAAGCCAGCUACUUGCGGUCGUUGAACAUCCUCAUCACGCACUUCAUGGCCGACAAGGCGAUGUUAGGCUCAAAAAGCUCGGACUCUGUAAUAGCCAACGACGAUCGGAAGCACUUGUUCAGCAACAUUUUCGCUGUCCGGGAUUGUAGUGAAAGGCUUCUCGUCGAUCUCGAGACCCGUCUGGAAGAGUCGCUAGUCCUCGACUGCCUCUCCGACAUCCUCAUCCACCACUUUGAGACCAACUUCGAGGCGUACAUCAAGUAUUGCAGCAAUCAGGUGUACCAAGAUCGAACACUUCGCCGGCUGAAGACGGAGAAUUCCAGUUUUCUAUCGGCUGUAGGGAGGUUGGAGUCGGACAAGCAGUGCCAAGGCCUCGACAUGCGAUCAUUUCUGAUGUUGCCAAUGCAACGAAUCACCAGAUAUCCACUGCUGAUCUACGCGAUUCUGGAGCGUCAGCCGAUCGGCUCCGAGAAGCACAGGAACGCGGCGAAAGCGUUGGCGCUGGCUAAUCAGGUCGUGUCGAGCUGUAAUGAGGGCGCGAGAAGAAUGGAGCGAACCGAACAACUUCUUGAGGUCGAUCGCCGGCUGGUUUACAAGGACUCAGAGUUGAAAAGAGUAGCCCUCGUCUCGGCCCAUCGGCACCUCGUCAAACGGGGUUGCCUCUACGAGAUCUCAGAGCGAGGCCCAAAAUCGUUGCUUCAUAGCCGUCCAAAAGCGCGUCAUGUGUACCUCUUCCUCUUCAGCGACCUGUUGAUCAUCACCAAGCAGAAAAUGAACGGCACCUACGUCUGCCAAGACUACGCGGAGCGCCGUUUCGUUGACACCUCACCGUUGGAGCCAGAAAAUCCAAAGAUAUCCUCCGGGCUACUUCAUCAACUCCCCAAUCGACCUCAUCUCUUCCUCUGCGUAUUGAUGCGGAAUGCAAGGGGGAAACAGUCAGAAUACCUCUUCUCGGCCGAUAACGAAAGUGACCGCGAGCGCUGGCUGAGCGCGAUGCGGCCCCCGCAAAGCGCAAACCCGGACGAGAGGGUGUACGCCGAGUGGGACUGUCCACAGGCUGUGGCCGUACACUCAUAUGGACGCGCACAGGAUGACGAGCUGGACCUGGCCGUUGGGGAUCACGUCAAUAUUUUAAGAAAGAUGCCUGAUGGUUGGUUCUACGGAGAGCGAUCCCGAGAUGGUACUGGAGGAUGGUUCCCCUCGAGCUACGUUCAGCAACUUGUGAACGAUCACACCAGGGCCAAGAAUUAUCGACAACGGCUCAGGAUGAUGCAGGCAGCUUCCGACCUCAGAAGCGAUCUGCCCCCUCACAUGAGCCGCCAUGCCAAGCCCCCAGCCCUCAUCCAAAAGCUCCGGCGCAUGAGCAACCCGCGACAGCUUUUCCUACCAAAU
This is a messenger RNA of Mesorhabditis spiculigera, 2754 nucleotides long. The record is from the annotation of a GenBank genome assembly. NCBI's taxonomy places the organism in Eukaryota, Metazoa, Nematoda, Chromadorea, Rhabditida, Rhabditidae.